Molecule: messenger RNA, 3095 nt
Organism: Dunckerocampus dactyliophorus (ringed pipefish)
Lineage: Eukaryota; Metazoa; Chordata; Actinopteri; Syngnathiformes; Syngnathidae
Gene: gnrhr4
Product: gonadotropin releasing hormone receptor 4
Exons: 4
Coding region: 119-1345 (408 amino acids)
Biological process (GO): G protein-coupled receptor signaling pathway
Cellular component (GO): membrane
Molecular function (GO): peptide binding; gonadotropin-releasing hormone receptor activity
Source: RefSeq, a predicted model, not a curated record
UGGUGAAUUCAGUAUAGUCAGUGGAGGAAUGAGGUUGACGGAAUCUGCACACAAACAUUGCUGUGGAAACACUCUGUGAGACCCUAAUUUCAGUUCGAACACUACAGGCUGCAGGUGGAUGCAGGCUAAAGGCGCGGGUCUCUGGGUCAAAACCACCCGUCUUGGCGCGAUGUUUCCCCAGCAGGCGGACCCCGAGGCGACGAACGACAGUUGCCCGGGCGCCAGCUCCACCGCCUGCAACGCCACUUCGGACGAAGAAGCGCUCCAGCUGCCCACCUUCUCCACGGCGGCUAAGGUGCGCGUCAUUAUCACCUUCAGCCUGUGCGUCGUGUCGGCAGUGUGCAACCUGCUGGUACUGUGGGCAGCCUGCAAGGGCGGUAGGCGCAAGUCCCACGUCAGGAUUAUAAUUAUGAACCUGACCGUGGCGGAUCUGCUGGUCACAUUCAUCGUCAUGCCCGUGGACGCCGUGUGGAACAUCACAGUGCAGUGGCAGGCAGGAGACACCGCCUGCAGGCUGCUUAUGUUCCUCAAGCUGGUGGCCAUGUACUCUUGCGCCUUUGUCACGGUGGUCAUCAGUCUGGACCGACAGUCGGCCAUUCUUAACCCUCUGGGCAUCAGGGAGGCCAAGAAGAGGAGCAAGAUCAUGCUGACUGUGGCUUGGACCACGAGUGUCGUACUCGCUCUUCCUCAGAUGUUUAUAUUCCACAAUGUGACUAUCACUGUCCCGGAGAACUUCACCCAGUGUACCACCCAUGGCAGCUUUGUCCAGCACUGGCAGGAGACGGUCUACAACAUGUUCACCUUCGCGUGCCUCUUCCUCCUUCCUUUGGCCAUCAUGAUUUUCUGCUACACAAGAAUCCUCAUAGAGAUAUCCAGCAACUUGCUGUCCAGAGACGUUCACCUUCGCCGGUCCCACAACAACAUCCCCAAAGCUCGAAUGAGGACUCUCAAGAUGAGUAUUGUCAUUGUGACAUCAUUUAUAAUCUGCUGGACCCCUUAUUACCUGCUGGGCCUUUGGUAUUGGUUGUUUCCCGAAAAAAUGGAGGAGACGGUUUCCCAUUCUCUCACUCACAUGCUGUUCAUCUUCGGCCUCUUUAACGCAUGUCUGGACCCCAUCACUUACGGUCUGUUCACCAUUCACCUCCACCAGGGCCUGAAGAGGUAUUGCCAAGGCUCCAACACACAGAUCACUUCUGAAAACAAUAAUUGUCUCAUGCACAUGGCUCGCCUGUCGUCCCGCAGGCACAUGGCCUCAGGUGGCCCGCGCAUAGACACGGAGGAAAGGAGUGAUGACUGCAGCACGAAAAUUGGCUUGAGGCCAACGAUGCCCGUUAGCGAGAUCUAACGGUUUAAAGCGUCCCAAUGACGAUAAUCUCAAUCUCGUAAUGAGUGUUCGGCUUGGUCUUGCAAUGAGAAACACAGAGGUUUGGCAAACGUUCAUUGUUUUCUGCCUGAUCCACUCAAGUAAUCAUGGUGUAAUAUUCUGCAGAUGGACAGAUGGGAAAAGAUUCAACAAACCACUGCCGAGUGAUGUGUGCCACUGCUCAUUUGAAAGCCCCCCAUCGCCCUCCUCCUGUGCAUGCCUGAGUGGUGUGUACGCCACAUGGAAUCACGCUCUUGUUACAUUUACCUCAGAAAUCCAGUCUGACCAGAAACGUUAUUAUCGCUGGUCAAAUGGAGUGCUUCUUUUAAUGAGAGUGACAGAUGAUUGACUGGAGUGUAAAAGCGGACAUACCUGUAUGUGUUACUAUGGUAACUACAUCCUGGAAUGUCUGCAAGUCACCAACUACCAUAUGCCAGAUGCAAAAGAUGCAAACUUCAGCAUCACAAGUAUGCCUGGCCUUGAUUUGGGUUGAAAUUCCCAAAAGAAAAAAAAAAAAAAAGUUAUGUUACAUAAGUUACAUAUCAGUUUAUAUGUUAGGCAACUUUGUCUAUGAAAAUAGACAUGUGGUAACAAAAUCUUCAUUUUAUGCAAAUUCAACUGAAUUUCUACAUGAUAAAAGUACUAUUUGUCAAUAAACAAAUGUACAAAUCGCACAGCUUUUAAUAUUUUCAAAAGUUCCACAAAAAUGAAAGGAAAUUUAUGACCACUGUUUGCAGUAUAGACACUUGUCCACUGCACAACUAAGCUAACUAACAAACUGCCUCGGUUUGGGGUGGUCCGCUUCAAAAUAGCAUAAAGCAAAAACUAAGAAAACCAAGCCACAUUAAAUGCAUCAGUUGGAACAAGAUAUGCUAACAAACAACAAAGGCAGAGAAUGGCGGUCUCUCUUGGUAAAAAUACAAAUUUUAUCCAAAGGGAGACUAAGGGCAGCUAAAAAACAGACUGCUACAGCAAAGUGGAGACUUGUGUAUGUGUAUCCUCAAAUGUUACAAUGACAAAUCUUUCAAUAAUACCUCAUAGUUUGUGGUAGAUACCAAACUGUAUUGGACAUUUUAAGGAUUCUUUUCCAUGUUUUUAAAAAUGUUUAUUUUCCAUGGUUUCCUAUAAUCACUUCAAAGUGGCUUCAUGUGUGCAAUACGUUACAUUACCAAAAAAUGAAUGUCACAACAUGAUCAUUAUUGACCCUGUCAGCUUUUUUUUCCAAGAAAAUGUAAUGUAUUUGAUGUCCCCCCACAGCAUGUUGUUGAUGUGCUAGUGACUACUCGGAUAUUCCGACAUCAGUUGUGUGUAUCACCACAUUGUGUCAUAAAGAAAAAGUCACUAAUUUGUCGAUUCUAUCUUAUACGUUUGAUGGGGUAUUAUUUAAAAGGUCUUGUGUAUUUUGGACAGAAUAUCUUGAUAUUGUAUUUAUUUUUGCUUUGUUCACAAUGUUAUUUAUAAGAUUUGUUUGCAUGCUAUUGGUUUUAUUUUGUAUUGUCACUGAAGUUCUUGUAAUGUAUUCUGAUGAUAUGUUUAUUUGUUGAAUAAAAACAAUAUCUACCAAAUGAUGCAGAAAGUAACAAGAUUCCUAUUUUUUUGUGAUGUCUCUGCCAUUAUAUGAGGCAACAGGGUAAUGUUCUACAAUACAAUUGGUCUGGAUGGAGUGUUGGAUGAUUUUGACUACACCAAAUGAAAACCACUUACGUUUUUUUUUAUACACUCGACCUUUUGC